UGUGGGAACUGUCGCCAUGGCAGCCAGGAGGCGGGCUCGCGCGGCGGGAGGCGGGCAGAGCGGAGCGGUGGGCUGGGGGCUGGAGGACAGGUUUGUGCGCUGGACGCAAGCCGCAGGCGCAGCCUUGCUCACCGAGAACCGGCCAGAGACAGGUUUCACCGUGUUGGCCAGGCUGGUCUCGAACUCCUGACCUCAGGUAAUCCACCUGCCUUGGCCUUCCAGAGUGCUGGGAUUACCAGACGUGAGCCACCGUGCCUGGCUGACCCAUCUAAGAGUCGAAUCUGUCUGUGUUGUGUUUACCUUUCUUUGCUCUCCCAAGAACGUGUUACGAGUCAGUUUUUAGUGAAAAAACAUUGGGCUAGGAGCCAAGACCCAUCUCUUCACUAUUUUGGUAUUGUGCAAGUCAUCUUAUCUCUCCGGACCUCAGUUGUCUCAUCUCUAAAAAGGAGAUAAAAAUUAUUUACCUGCCUGAACAUGAGGUGGAGGACCAUCCUGCUACAGUAUUGCUUUCUCUUGAUUACAUGUCUACUUACUGCUCUUGAAGCUGUGCCUAUAGACAUAGACAAGACAAAAGUACAAAAUAUUCACCCUGUGGAAAGUGCAAAGAUAGAACCACCAGAUACUGGACUUUAUUAUGAUGAAUAUCUCAAGCAAGUGAUUGAUGUGCUGGAAACAGAUAAACACUUCAGAGAAAAGCUCCAGAAAGCAGACAUAGAGGAAAUAAAGAGUGGGAGGCUAAGCAAAGAACUGGAUUUAGUAAGUCACCAUGUGAGGACAAAACUUGAUGAACUGAAAAGGCAAGAAGUAGGAAGGUUAAGAAUGUUAAUUAAAGCUAAGUUGGAUUCCCUUCAAGAUAUAGGCAUGGACCACCAAGCUCUUCUAAAACAAUUUGAUCACCUAAACCACCUGAAUCCUGACAAGUUUGAAUCCACAGAUUUAGAUAUGCUAAUCAAAGCGGCAACAAGUGAUCUGGAACACUAUGACAAGACUCGACAUGAAGAAUUUAAAAAAUAUGAAAUGAUGAAGGAACAUGAAAGGAGAGAAUAUUUAAAAACAUUGAAUGAAGAAAAGAGAAAAGAAGAAGAGUCUAAAUUUGAAGAAAUGAAGAAAAAGCAUGAAAAUCACCCUAAAGUUAAUCAUCCAGGAAGCAAAGAUCAACUAAAAGAGGUAUGGGAAGAGACUGAUGGAUUGGAUCCUAAUGACUUUGACCCCAAGACAUUUUUCAAAUUACAUGAUGUUAAUAGUGAUGGAUUCCUGGAUGAGCAAGAAUUAGAAGCCCUAUUUACUAAAGAGUUGGAGAAAGUAUAUGACCCUAAAAAUGAAGAGGAUGAUAUGGUAGAAAUGGAAGAAGAAAGGCUUAGAAUGAGGGAACAUGUAAUGAAUGAGACAUUAGAUCAGCAACAGUUCUUCACAGAGGAAGAACUAAAAGAAUAUGAAAAUAUUAUUGCUUUACAAGAAAAUGAACUUAAGAAGAAGGCAGAUGAGCUUCAGAAACAAAAAGAAGAGUUACAACGUCAGCAUGAUCAACUGGAGGCUCAGAAGCUGGAAUAUCAUCAGGUCAUACAGCAGAUGGAACAAAAAAAAUUACAACAAGGAAUUCCUCCAUCAGGGCCAGCUGGAGAAUUGAAGUUUGAGCCACACAUUUAAAGUCUGAAGUCCACCAGAGCUCGGAAGAAAGCUGUUAACUCAACAUCUAUUUCAUCUUUUUAGCUCCCUUCCUUUUUCUCUGCUCAAUAAAUAUUUUAAAAGCAUAUUUGAAAUAAAGGAAGAUACUUUUUAAAUGAAAACACUUUUUUGGGGACACAGAUAUUAAAGGAUUGAAGUCUAUCAGAACCAGGAAGAAAACAAACUCACUGUCUGCUCUCUGCUCUCACAUUCACACGUCUCUUCUAUUUUUUUUUUUGUUGUUGUUGUUCUCCUUUAGUGAUUUAAUUAAGUGGCUUUAUGCCAUAAUUUAGUGAAACUAUUAGGAGCUAUUUAAGUGAGAAAACUCUGCCUCUUGCUUUUAAAUUAGAUUGCUCUCACUCAUAAACGUAGAUAUUCUUUUAUGGGUGCUUAUUCUUUCUUUCAAUAAAUAUUUCUUUGAUAUUAA
Messenger RNA from Chlorocebus sabaeus (green monkey), 2092 nucleotides. RefSeq names its product nucleobindin 2 (gene NUCB2). Gene Ontology annotation, molecular function: calcium ion binding. NCBI's taxonomy places the organism in Eukaryota, Metazoa, Chordata, Mammalia, Primates, Cercopithecidae. Gene Ontology annotation, cellular component: extracellular exosome; endoplasmic reticulum-Golgi intermediate compartment. The record is from RefSeq and is a predicted model, not a curated record.